Stylonychia lemnae is the source of this 2088-nucleotide messenger RNA. Lineage: Eukaryota; Ciliophora; Spirotrichea; Sporadotrichida; Oxytrichidae. The record is from the annotation of a GenBank genome assembly.
AUGAAAACUUAAAGCAACUUUCGAAUCACAUCAAAUUUAAAUAAUUAAAUUUCCAACAACAAACUUUUAAUCACCCAUUCCCACACAAAGUCGCAUAAGAUGCAUAAAAGUAUUCACUCAGCCAAAAAUACAAGGUUUAACUCUAACAAUUUAAACUCUAAUAACUCCUCAGGUCUCUUAUUACGUAGAUAAGAUUCUAUUCACUCUGAGAGAAAAAGAGAUAUUAAGCAGACAAGAAAAGCUUCGUUGUUUACAAAGCUACAAAAGAAGCAGGAAGGUUUACUUUCUGAGGACGACAACAUAGACAGCUUGAAUUUCCAUACUCCUGCAGAAGCUAUCUUAGACGCAUCUGAAUAGAACUCCAUAUUCUCCGAGGAUAAACUACUGUUUGACGAUGAUUACAUGCUAGAUACUAACUAAGAUCUUCCCAUUAGAAAGCCAUAGUCUGCUUAUGUAAUUUUUGGAAAAAUGAAAAGAGACCUGAUUAUGAAGCAGAACCCAGGAAUAAAAGUGACAGAAGUUGUAAAGUAAAUCGCAAAACUGUGGUAAAGCCUAACAAAAGAGGAAAAACUCAAAUACAAGGAGGCUGCGAAAUAGGACAAGGAAAGGUAUAUUUAGGAAUUAAGGGAGCUUACAAAAAGCAAUAAGAAUCUUGAUAAGCCCAAAAAGCCUCUGACACCGUACAUGCUUUUCACAAGACCAAAGGUUGUUCGUGAUAAUCCAAAUAUACCAUCACUUGAUAUUAUGAAAGAAGUAGGAAGAAUUUGGUAAAAUAUAACUAAGGAAGAACUAUCUUACUUCAAGUAAAAAUCUGAUGUCGAUCUUGAACGAUACAAGAGAGAGCAUUAGAGAUUUAUUGAAGAGAUCAAUGAGUUGAGAGCUUAAUCAACCAAGGAAAGGCUAGAGAAAAAGACAUUUCUUGACAAUGGAAUGUCAUCAGAAAGGGUGCCAACAUUUGGUUAUAAAAGCUAAUACGAGAGUCAUUUAUCAGCUAUUGCAAGCUAACCAAUAAAUCUAAAAAGAAGAAAGCUCGAGCCAGGUGAAAUGAUUGAGAAUAGUUCGUCUAAAAUGAUAUAAGGAACUCCUUUAAAGACCGGAAAAAUUUACUCACAUUUAACUGAAGAUACUCCAUCUACAAAUCAUGAGGAACCUGUCAGUCCUUACAUGAGAGCGAAAAGAGAAGUAGCAAGACCUAAGAAGCCCCUGUCUGCUUACAUAUACUUCAGCUAAGAGUAUAGAGAAAAAUUGAAAGACCAGCAUCCCGAGUGGUCUUCCAAUGAAAUCAUGAGGCAUGUUAGCGCCAAAUGGUCUCACAUGGAUAAAAAACAAAAAGAACCAUAUAACUAAAUGGCAGCUUAAGAUAAAGCCCGAUAUGAUAAACAGCUAUUAGAGUUUACGCAUAUCACUGACAACAAAGAGCAUGUGUUUGAGUUUAGGAAGCCCCGAAGAUCCUUUGAUACUUCUGAAAACACAAGCCAUCAAAGAUAGGAAAUUCAAAUUUCAGAUAGCAAAAAGAGCUCAUAAAAUUUAAAAGAAUCUGCAACCAAAGAUUCUUGUAGAAAUCAAACAUCAUAACACGAGGAUAUGUAUUUUAAGUAAUAUGAUAGUGAGAUUAAACUACCAAUGCCAUCAAAGUAAUAUCAAAAUGUUGACCCUGAGUAGAACAUUCCAUUUACUCCAUUCAACUAUAACUACCUCUAAUAGUAAUAACCUAAUUACAACAACCAGAACAUAAAUAAUGCUGCCAAUAAUGUGCAAUAAUCAGAUAAUCAUCUAGCAACCCCACACCAUAGUUUCUUGCUUCACUCUCCUCUCAUGAGACCUCUCUAUCAGGAUUUUAACCUAGCAAGCAGCUUCCAUAAAUUAAAUUAUGAGGAAGAUGCCCUGGGAGAAGAUAUAGACAACGUCAAUUAUGAGAAUUAAUUUAGUUUACCUAAUAUUUUAGCGUUUGAUGAGCAAAGCUUUUUCCAAAAGUUAGACUCAUUCAACUCAAAGUUUGUUACAUAGUAAGGAUAAAAUGAGACGCAGAAUCUAAACCAUGAGAUGUUUGAUAGCUACGGCAUGAACAAUUAAAGAAGGUUCAAUUGA